GCGCGCGCGGGCCGAGCGGGAGCGCGCGUCAGUGCCAGGCCUUGCGCGCCAGGUUGCGGGAGUCAUGCGGCGGGCUAGGAGCGUGGCGACCAGCAAGCUGCGCGGGCAGAAGCGGUCAGGUGCCUCCAGUUCUCCGGUGGCUGCCGCCUCAGCUCCCCGCGACAGCCGCGCCCGGUGCUCGGCGAGCAAGGCCGGAGGCGGGAGCCCGGCGGCGAGCAGGCAACCGUCGGCGAAGAAGCGGCCGAAGCCGAAGCCGUCGCCCCCGCGGGCCCAGGCGGAGGGCCCCGAGGAGCCGCCGGCGGAGUUGACGCUGCUCCCGCCGCCGCCGCCGCCACAGACCCCAGCGACCCCAACGUCCUCGGUGUCCACGCUGGAGCUGGGCGCGCAGCGGGAGCGCUGGGAGGCGUUCCAGAAGCGGCAGAGGCUCAGCUUCGAGGGCGCCGCCAAGCUCCUGCUGGACACCUUUGAAUACCAGGGCCUGGUGAAGCACACAGGAGGUUGCCACUGUGGAGCAGUUCGUUUUGAAGUUUGGGCCUCAGCAGACUUACACAUCUUUGAUUGCAACUGCAGCAUUUGCAAGAAGAAGCAGAAUAAACACUUCAUUGUUCCAGCUUCUCGCUUCAAGCUCCUGAAGGGAGCCGAGAGCAUAACCACUUACACGUUCAAUACGCACAAGGCCCAGCAUACCUUCUGUAAGAAAUGUGGUGUUCAGAGCUUCUACACCCCCCGCUCCAACCCUGGAGGCUUUGGAAUCGCCCCACAUUGCCUGGAUGAAGGCACCGUGCGGAGUGUGGUCACUGAGGAAUUCAAUGGUAGUGAUUGGGAGAAGGCCAUGAAGGAGCACAAGACCAUCAAGAACAUGUCUAAAGAGUGAGCUCCUGCUUCUCCUUUGUCGAAAAGGGCCAGCAUGCCAUCUCGGCGGUGUGGCUGACCAGGCUGCUGGUGCUGCUGGCCAGCGGUUGCCUUGGUCUCCGUGGUUUGAUCCAGUUACCAGUUUCUUUAGGCAGCUCUUUGUCGUUUCCCCAGCUCUUUGUCCUUAUGCCCAGAUUUUGAUGCAGGCUAGUUCACCCCGUCCCUUCUUUUCCCCAACUUUUGUGUGAUCUUUUAGAAAAUAAAUAUUUUUAACAUGAA
Cavia porcellus (domestic guinea pig) is the source of this 1131-nucleotide messenger RNA. It is a transcript of the gene Cenpv, whose product is annotated as centromere protein V. Bases 65 to 874 code for a protein of 269 amino acids. Gene Ontology annotation, molecular function: carbon-sulfur lyase activity. Gene Ontology annotation, cellular component: kinetochore; spindle midzone; nucleus. The transcript is spliced from 5 exons. Lineage: Eukaryota; Metazoa; Chordata; Mammalia; Rodentia; Caviidae. The record is from RefSeq and is a predicted model, not a curated record. Gene Ontology annotation, biological process: positive regulation of cytokinesis; pericentric heterochromatin formation; regulation of chromosome organization.